This is a messenger RNA of Mycetomoellerius zeteki, 790 nucleotides long. It is a transcript of the gene CCDC53, whose product is annotated as Coiled-coil domain containing 53. Gene Ontology annotation, cellular component: WASH complex. NCBI's taxonomy places the organism in Eukaryota, Metazoa, Arthropoda, Insecta, Hymenoptera, Formicidae. The transcript has 4 exons. Bases 152 to 700 code for a protein of 182 amino acids. The record is from RefSeq and is a predicted model, not a curated record. Gene Ontology annotation, biological process: actin filament polymerization; exocytosis.
AUGGCGGAAUAUGGUGUCACGUUCUCAUUGGCUUAGAAAAUGUAUACCGAGGUGUUUUGCAUGAUGUGAUGAUGUGGGUUGACACUGUUGACAGUUGUUGAUAAUUGACUUUGAUAAAUUGAAAAAGGAAAUUUCUGUACGACUGUAAUCCAUGAUGAGUGAUUAUAAAAUACCGCUAAUCGAGCCGACUAUAGAUUAUGCAAAGGUACCGCCGAUCAACCAAAAGCGAACGGUCUCCUUCAUAAAUCAUUUUAUUACCCAUACCGUCACGUUCUUGAAUAAAUUCGCCUUGUCCUGCGAGGAGAGAUUGUUUGAUUUCGAAAACAAGUUGCAAAAGUUGGAGGCAUCGUUAGAAAUAUUAGAAUCGCGGUUAUCUUCUAUACCUGGUUUAGAACAAGACCAUCAUAAAGAAUCAAAUAAUGUUAAUGAGGAUAAUACAAGUAAAUUAGUAGAAAUACGUGAAGUGGAUGAACCUGAUAAUAGUGAGAUAGAGCCUAAGGACGAACAGAAAGAAAUACAGUCUGCAGCUAAAGAUCCACGCUAUGAAAAAUACUUCAAAAUGUUACACUUUGGUGUACCAAAACAAGCAGUUAAAUUAAAAAUGGAGCAGGAAGGAUUGGAUGCAUCUAUAUUAAACAAUCCACAACAGAUAGUUUCUGUACCACGAUUGUCAGAAAACGAUGAGAAUCGAGGUGAAUAAAUAUUAAGGUAAUUAUUUUAAUGCUGUAUCGCUAAUUAUUUUAGGUAUUUUGGACGUUUUUGCAUUAUAAAAUACACAAUAAAGACAUGU